Myotis daubentonii (Daubenton's bat) is the source of this 5885-nucleotide messenger RNA. It is a transcript of the gene KLHL31, whose product is annotated as kelch like family member 31. Gene Ontology annotation, molecular function: protein binding. Bases 224 to 2128 code for a protein of 634 amino acids. Gene Ontology annotation, biological process: negative regulation of JNK cascade; negative regulation of protein phosphorylation. Gene Ontology annotation, cellular component: nucleus. The record is from RefSeq and is a predicted model, not a curated record. Lineage: Eukaryota; Metazoa; Chordata; Mammalia; Chiroptera; Vespertilionidae. The transcript is spliced from 2 exons.
CACCCACAGGCACCCGGGGCCUGGCUGGCUUCCCUCCACCCCAGCUUCGUCAGGAAGGACGUCAGGAAUGACAUCAGGAAGACAUCCGCUCUAAUUAGCAUAUUACCCUUUUAUUAUUACAGACAUCAUCUCAAUAAAUUAAAUAAAAAAUAAAUGAAAUAAAAUACUAUUCCUUUUUUUCUUUUUCUAGCAAGCUCUUGACUGUGAUCGUGUGUUUGCCAACAUGGCCCCCAAAAAGAAGACUGUCAGAAAGAACAAAGGAGAAAUCAAUGAGAUGACCAUAAUUGUGGAAGACAGCCCCCUAAGCAAACUAAAUGCUUUGAAUGGGAUCCUAGAGGGAGGCAACGGCCUUAGCUGCAUUUCUUCUGAAUUAACAGAUGCUUCUUAUGGCCCCAACCUCCUGGAAGGUUUAAGUAAAAUGCGCCAAGAGAGCUUCCUUUGCGACUUAGUCAUUGGCACCAAAACCAAAUCCUUUGAUGUUCACAAGUCAGUGAUGGCUUCAUGCAGUGAGUACUUUUACAACAUCCUAAAAAAAGACCCAUCUACUCAAAGGGUAGAUCUCAACGAUAUCUCACCGCUGGGUCUGGCCACUGUCAUUGCAUAUGCCUACACCGGAAAGCUGACUCUCUCCUUGUACACAAUAGGAAGCAUUAUUUCUGCUGCUGUUUAUCUUCAGAUCCACACCCUUGUAAAGAUGUGCAGUGAUUUUCUGAUACGAGAGAUGAAUGUUGAGAAUUGUAUGUACAUUGCUAACAUUGCUGAGACGUACUCUCUGAAAACUGCAAAAGUAGCAGCCCAAAAAUUUAUCCGGGAUAACUUCCUUGAAUUUGCAGAGUCAGAUCAGUUUAUGAAACUUACAUUUGAGCAAAUUAACGAACUUCUUAUAGAUGACGACUUACAGUUGCCUUCUGAAAUAGUAGCAUUCCAGACUGCUAUAAAAUGGUUAGAAUUUGACCAAAAGAGAAUGAAAUAUGCUGCAGAUCUUUUGAGCAAUAUUCGCUUUGGUACCAUCUCUGCACAAGACCUGGUCAAUUAUGUUCAGUCUGUACCAAGAAUGAUGCAAGAUGCUGAUUGUCACAAACUUCUUGUGGAUGCUAUGAAUUACCACUUACUUCCGUAUCAUCAAAACACAUUGCAGUCUAGGCGCACGAGGAUCCGCGGGGGCUGUCGCGUCCUCAUCACUGUUGGGGGACGCCCAAGCCUUACUGAGAAGUCCCUUAGUAGAGACGUCUUGUAUAGAGACCCUGAAAAUGGAUGGAGCAAGCUCACAGAGAUGCCCGCCAAGAGUUUUAAUCAGUGCGUGGCUGUGAUGGAUGGAUUUCUCUAUGUGGCUGGUGGUGAAGACCAGAAUGAUGCAAGAAAUCAAGCCAAACACGCAGUCAGCAAUUUCUGCAGAUACGAUCCCCGCUUCAACUCCUGGAUCCACCUGGCCAGCAUGACCCAGAAGCGCACGCACUUCAGCCUGAGCGUGUUCAACGGGCUCCUUUACGCCGUGGGCGGCCGCAACAUAGAGGGCAGCCUGGCCUCCAUGGAGUGCUACGUGCCCUCCACCAACCAGUGGCAGCCCAAGGCGCCCCUGGAGGUGGCGCGCUGCUGCCACGCCAGCGCGGUGGCCGACGGCCGGGUGCUGGUGACCGGCGGCUACAUCGGCAACGCGUAUUCGCGCUCCGCCUGCGCCUACGACCCGGCCGGCGACUCGUGGCAGGAGCUGCCGAGCAUGAGCACGCCCCGCGGCUGGCACUGCGCGGUCACGCUGGGCGACAGGGUGUAUGUGAUGGGGGGCAGCCAAGUCGAUGCGCGCGGGGAGCGCGUGGACGUGCUGGCCGUGGAGUGCUACAGCCCCGCCACCCGCCAGUGGAGCCAUGCGGCGCCGCUGCCGGUGGGAGUGAGCACCGCGGGCGCCUCCGCGCUGCUCGGCCGCGCCUACCUGGUGGGCGGCUGGAACGAGGGCCAGAAGAAGUACAAGAAGUGCAUCCAGUGCUUCCACCCCGAGCUCAACGAGUGGACGGAGGACGACGAGCUGCCCGAGGCCACCGUGGGCGUGUCCUGCUGCACCCUCUCGAUGCCCAACCACGUGACCCGGGAAUCCCGAGCCAGCUCGGUGUCCUCCGUGCCAGUCAGUAUCUGACGCAGGUAGAUGCGGAGGCGCGGCAAGAACAACUCUUUAUUCGUGGUUAACCUUUGAGUUAGCGCAAAGGAAAAUAUGUAACAUUUACUGCAACGAUCGUAUUUUAAGAUAUAUCGAGGCAUACGUCUUGAUGGUUUUAAUUCCUGGUAUCACAUGAUCUACCUCCUUUUUUUUUUUUCUUUAAAGCAAAAUUCUGGGCCAUUGCCAACAAAGAAAAAUAGAAUUUACUUCAGCGGCCACUAGGGGGCAGACAGAGUCGUUGUAGGCACUCUUCCCCGUGGCAUAUUUCCCAAUAUAGCGGUUACACCCACAUUUGAGAAGUUCCCUCUUUGCUUAAGUACUUAUUACUUAUGAUGACACUUAUGUGAGUAAGUGACUUCAGGUACAAGUUUAUUUCCCCCUCUCUUUCUGUAGGAAGCGGAAAAUAGUCUUUGGUAGGUUUUAUUGUAAAAUAGAACUCUAUAAAGACUUAAGGUUUAAUUCCAUAUUUCAGUGCAGUUUCUUUCCUGUCCUUGACUGAGUGAAGGAUGUUGAAAGGCAUCCCAGACAACGUCCUAAAGCUUAUAGCAGAGUCUGACUGGAAAGUAAGGGGAUUCCACCCCGGGUUGUCAAGGUGAUGCCUUUGGUUUAUCCCUGAGCUCCUUCUUCCUGCGUGCCUCAAGCCCCAGUGUAUUUCCACCAUACAAGUCUGCUCUGGAAGAAGGAACUGAUGCUAGUCAUUUAGUUUCUAGCGUAAAUUUGAAUCACUUGUCCUUUCGCCUAGAAGUAUUUGCACUUUAAGCCAUGCUCCCUAUUAAAGGAAUUGCAAGUAUCUUGGAAGCCUUACUCUCACCCUAAAACCUAUACCAAGAUGACUAAAUGCAACCUUGACCCUAAUGUAUGUUCCAGGAAGAACACCAAAUAAAACUAUGUCCUUAAAAAUCAUUAACUUCAAGUUUAUAUAGCAUGAAGGUUAUAUAAGCCAAUAACAAUAAUUUGAUUUCGCUCACUCUUUUACAUAGAUGAAAAUGGAAACAUCUGGAAUUCUUGGAUGUGGCCAUAACAGGAAGAGUGGGUUGUCCUGUUGGUAAAUGCCAUUGUUUCUCAUUAAUGCCAUUGUUUCUGAUUUUUUAAUUAAAAAUAUAAUACAUUUAUUUCACAUGGAAAUAUUAAAAUAACAUAUACCUAUUCUUGUAUAUAUUGUUAACCCCAUCUGCUCCAAAUUAGCUUCACAAAUUAAAGUGUAUCCACUUGAUAUCAUUUUUUCUUACAUAUUUGCCAAAUUUUGGAGCCAGGGAACGAAUGUAGUAAAUGAUACAUAUUUUCCUUUCUUAUAAUUUAUCACUUUAUUCUUUGAUAGUUUAUUUGUCUUGGAGAGGAAGUAGCCUAUCAAUUAUGGGCUAUAUGCAACUGGAUUUUGAAAAAGAAAACAAACUACUUAAAUGGUAAAACAUGAGCUGUACGGAAAUAUAACUGGGUUUUCAUUAAUCCCAUCCUCUCCCACCUUGUGUAGAUAGGCUGUUGCUAGAGUUACAAUAUUUAUAUUUAAAAUAUUUUAUUCGAACUGUGAAAAGUGGUUCAUAUAGUACACUUUGUGGAACAAUUUUAUAUCCUUGCCCCUUAUGAAAAGUUCAGUCUCUGUGUAUUUAAUGGUAACACUCUGGUAAAAGCUAAAACACUAAGUUAAGUACAAGACAUUAUUCAUAAUUAAAAAACAUUGGGCUGUUUCUUCACCCCACACAGAGCACGGGGAGCUUCCCCAAGUGCAGAGCAGGUCCCUUGACUUCUUAUCCACCUAGGCCGGAAAGCAAAGCUGUGUGAGAAGCUAGUGUGAGGAGCCAGUUAAAUCGCUGAGCUCUUAAAUCCCAAUGCACAAACAUAGAGCAUCUUUUAUCCUUGCAGCAUCAUUGGUAAAAUAAAUGUUUAUUUUGGAUUACAGAUCAUAAGUGGCAAAUAGACAUUUCAUCAAUUAUUUUGGCCACAACUUACAAAGCUUAUGUGAGGUGACUGUAACAUCUUUUAGUUUGGUAUACAUGUAUGUUCUCAUGCAGUUGAGGAGCCUGUAGUGUAUUGUUAACUUAGAAAGAAAAAAAAGAGGGGAUUUAUUAUGGAUUACAGAUCAUAAGUGGCAAAUAGACAUAAUUCCUUCAUGCACACUAGUAGAUCUAUCUCCCAUUGAAAUCCCAGAAGUAUUGUAACAUGGAGGACCUAAGGUGUAAAAUGAAAUGAGAAUCAAUCACUUGUGAAAAUUUAUCACAGAGGAAUGAAGAGAGAUGCUGAACAUAGAGGAUUUUUCAUCUACUGGAUCUUAAUAAGCGAGGUGGUGCAAAAACUUGGCAGUGGCUUUCUAGAAAUGAAACUGGAGACAUGUUAGAGCUGGAAAAAUCAUUUCAAAUGACUAUUUGAUGUAUUUUCUACAUUGUUUAUCUGAAGACUCAGAAAAAAUACACAUACCUGGGCUUACCAGGUGCCUGGGUACAUUGCAGUUCUAUCUUUUGCUUCAACAAUUACUAGUAUGUCAAUAACUACAGACCACUAUGAAUUUGGCAUGCCAGAAUUUCUGACAGAGCAAUUUGGAACAUAAGGAGCAUGGAACAUAAGGAUUGGUGAAAGUUUUAUAUCCUGGAACCUCCUGCACUGACAACUGAAAGAGGUGAAAAUAUACAGAAUCAAAAUAUUAUGCAUCACCUUUUAUAUGUAAGUGAAAUAUACUCUUUAACUACUGAAGCAAUUGCUCCUAAAAAUCUUGCCAGUUUCUUCAUGUUGCCCACCUGGAAAAUUAUUUCAUUUUUAUUGUGUUUUAAGCUUACAUUCAACUACUCUCCCCAGUUUUAGGAUCUAACCCUGUAGCUCCCUUUAUUUUUCUGUAGAAAAGGACUUGUUGUUUUUGUAAUGCCAGAGCCCUGUGAUUAAAUAAAAGCAUCAGGUCAGUGUAUCGGAGAAAUAGCCUGUGACCCAGCUGCUGACAUAAUGAAACUCAAGUUCUCCUUUUCUGAAUGGGCCAGAGACCUGGUGUGAGAGUCUCCAGGAAGCCAGAUUUAAUUAGUCUGUCCAUUUUUAGGUAGGCUCUUGGUGCCCAGGUGUCAUCCCUGACGCCCUAGUUGCUUUCAGUGGCAUUGAAUGAGUUUUCGUUUUACUUCCUAUGUUGUAAGAAUGGUUAUGAGUAGAAAGUCAGUGGUGGCACAGAUUCAUAUAAUUCUAAGCGAGGAUUAGAUGGUAGUGGAAUGUUAUGAAUGAGGAGGGGUAACUGAGAUAAUAAGGAAGUGAGAUGUACUGAAUGGCUCUAUGAUUGAAGGCAGAGCAGCGAGCAUAGUAAGUGUGUUUCAUAAGCAUGCAUAUAAAUAGAGGUUUACCUGAAAAUAGAUAUUAAAAUGUCAAUUUUUUGCUGGUUAUCCUGACCAAAUAUCUUCAGAAUAUAUCCAAGUUGCUAGGUAAAAGAAACCGAAGUCACUUCAUUAAUUCUUUUCCCUGCAUUUCAAAGAAAUGAAUUUCUAGAAUCUUCUCUGAAUUCUUCUCUGAAUAAAUGUUCGCUGAGUAGUGAGUUCGAUGCCCAUCCCAGCCACUGAUGACUGUUGUCUAGCACAGCGCAGCAUUAAAAGGAAUUAUUUUUCAGUAUCUCUUUUCAUACCAGUAGGAAAUAUAGCGUAGUUUCCUAAACACUCUUCCGUGGUAAUUAUGAGAACUGAAGGUUCUAAAUAAUAAAGAAUUACUCUCAUGCACAUUCAGAGGGUAAAGAUCAUUUACAUUUCCCUCUCAGGGAAUUUGAAACAAAACACUU